This is a messenger RNA of Eriocheir sinensis (Chinese mitten crab), 4521 nucleotides long. Its product is annotated as vascular endothelial growth factor receptor 1-like. Gene Ontology annotation, molecular function: ATP binding; transmembrane receptor protein tyrosine kinase activity. Gene Ontology annotation, cellular component: signaling receptor complex. Bases 508 to 4506 code for a protein of 1332 amino acids. Lineage: Eukaryota; Metazoa; Arthropoda; Malacostraca; Decapoda; Varunidae. The transcript has 26 exons. Gene Ontology annotation, biological process: positive regulation of kinase activity; cell surface receptor protein tyrosine kinase signaling pathway; protein phosphorylation. The record is from RefSeq and is a predicted model, not a curated record.
UAAGAGUCAAUGGUUAGAGUACAGACACAACGAAUUUUCAGCGCGCUGGCCCCAGGCAAGGCCUAGGCCUCAGGUUUUCCCCCGCGAGUUUAGCGAACAUUAUGGUACACUUGGUUAUUCCGCAGCGCGAGAAGAUGGCUUUAUCCCUGGUGGCUGUCGUUAGAAAGCGCAGCAAAUGGCAACUCUCCUUCUCCCUCUCAUCCUGCUGGACUAACAGAUAACAGUCAUAACACUUGCAAUGCCAGUGAGCCACGGUCUGCCAGACGGUCGAGGUACGGGUGUUAAGGGCUCGAGUCUUGUUGCAGGGCGUUGUCUUUCCCUGAGUGCCAGUCAACCUCCAGCGCUAGGACCGAAUGAUGAGACGUCGUAUUAUAGAGAUCUGUCUAUAGCUGCCAUAGAAAUUAAGAAACGCGCGCCUUGAGGGUAACAUCAACUUCGCUGCAUUGCCGUGUCCCUGUCCGUCCUUGGUCCUCAAUGUGGUGAUGCUCGGGAACACAGGCCUCCAAGAUGAAGCGUCUCCUACUCCUUCUGUUGGUGUAUUGGAGAGGCUGUGCAUCGUUAACGAGUGGCCCGAAGCUCCUGGGUGUUGGCGAUGAGCUGUUGGUGAACGCAGGAGAGCCGCUCAUCCUCAAAUGCACUGGAUCCAAGCCCUUGCACUGGAAGAUUCCUAAGGAACAAAAGCAUUAUAAUGUGACCAGCUCUCUCAAUGAGUCUACUUUGACUGUUAAGGACUUACAAUUCUACGACACUGGGUAUUUCUACUGUCACUACAAGAACGUUACAGACUAUGAAAAUGACAAGGAAAACGUUGCCUCCACCUAUGUCUAUGUGCAUGAUGAGAAUAACACAGGCCUUGUGAAGCUCCUGCAUGCCCCUCUACCAGAAGAGACUGUAGCAGCUUUGGGGACCUUGGUGAUUGAAUGCACCGUCACACAUCCCGACUUAAACAUCACCUUGAUGCACAACGAGGCAGAGAUCACCAAUCAAGAGAGAGUGAGUUUUGACCCCAGAAAAGGAUUUACUGUGAAAAAUGUGACGAUGAGCGAUGGCGGAAAAUAUACAUGCAAGGAUGGCAGAGGACACGAUAUUUCAAAAAGAAUUGAGGUCACUCCUGCAGUCAUGCUGAUGGGCAAGCCAACGAUGGAUGAAUGGAAGAACCAGUACUACGUUAAGGGAGACAGCUUUAAACUGAAGUGUACACUGGUUGACCCCCCGAGGGGCACACAAUUUAAGUGGACUUACCCAAGCACAAAGGCUGAACAUGUAGUGGAGCAGUAUAGCGACGGCAGUCACCUGAGGAGCAUAUUAACGGCACAGAACGCCUCGGAGAGUGACACAGGAAACUACACUUGCUCCGUCAGCGCUCCAGGCUACUUGCCACAUAAUGAUUCAAAGCACAUCACCAUCAGGGAAAAGCUGGCACCAUUUGUCAAUGUCACAAGUGUAACAAAAAACCUAACCGUAUAUGAAGGACAGGAUAUUCAAUGGUCCGCCGAUUUGCUGUACUACCCUGAUGAUCCCGUCAUCAAAUAUACAGACUGGAGAGGUGAUGAGCUCGUACAAGACAGGAUUACGAUUCGGCAUAAAGAAGAGCAGAGUCGGUCAUCGCUUAAUAUCACGAACAUACGCAGCAGUGAUUUUGGAAACUACACCGUCAAUGUGACCACCGGUGGCGGUGCCGCCAGCGAUUCCGUCACCUUUCAGCUUCAAGUCAAGAGUAGGCCCCACAUGAACCUGAGCAGUGUUCCUUCCUAUCUCGAGGUGGGAAUGAGCCUGAACAUCACCUGCUCAGCUGAAGGAUUUCCUCCAGCCAAUGUCACUUUACAGUUUCAAGACUGCUCCAGUGGAAAUAACUCCUGUAGUCCCCCGGUAACGGUGCAUCAGACUGGAAAGGAGAACACUGACAUUCCCACUACUGGAAACAUUGUUGAUCCUGGAAACAUUAUUGAGAAAAAUAUGGCUUUCUCUCCCCACACCCCGGGACUGUUGUGGUGCAUUGGGGAAAACAUUCUUGGAACUGAAAACACAUCAGCUGCUGUCAGAAUAUCUGACAUUGGUGGCAUGUUUGUCCUGCGCCAUCGUGGGGAAAAUGAAAAAACCGUUGAAGUUGGAGAGCGUGAGAAACAUGUUUCUGUUAUAGAGAAUGACUACUUCUCUCUGAUGUGUGGAGGAAGCAAAUUAUACUAUAAGACUGUCAUCCUUACACACACAUUGCCAGACUCUUCAAACCCACACACAUUCCCAGUUACGGAGUCCAACUUUUCAUGGAAAGUCAAUAAGACAGUUGAUAAAGCCAUGAAAGUGCUUGCUGGAAGUUACACCUGCAUGGCUGUGCUCCACGAAGGCCAGCAGAUCAGCAAGAGGCUUACCAUCACAGUGCAUGGUGAAGAGAAAGUGCAUUUUACAAAUGAAAGUAAUUUGAGAAACCAAACAGUUGAGGUGACCAAAGAUGCGCCCUUCAACCUCAGCUGCAGUGUGGCGGGCAUGCCAGAACCCACCAUCCAGUGGCUGAAGGACGGCAAGGUUCUCAACCACACGCCAGAAUUCUUUGUUGAAAAAAUAAAGGAAUCCUCCAGCAACUCUAGGGAGCUGCUGAUCUUCAGAAUUAUGCUGGAGAGGCAUGCGGGUGUGUACACAUGUGUUGCGAAGAACAGGGUGAAUGAAGUCACAGGUUCCCUCACCAUCUCAGUGGCAGGGGUGAGCAAAGGAGUCCGGGUGGAGUUGACCAUAUCCCUCGUGGCCAUUGCCUUGCUUGUUCUUAUGGUUGGUGUUCUUCUGACCAUAAUGAAGAGGGAAAUAGAUUCUAAAACAGAAUUUAAUGUAAUGAAGGAUCACUUGUUAAAGGAUAAUAUUGGCCAGCUGAACCCCAAUUACACAGCUGAGCAACAGGCAGAACUUCUGCCUUAUGAUGAAAGCAGGUGGGAGGUACCCCGGAGGAACAUCACUCCAGGAAAGCAGUUGGGCUCAGGUGCCUUUGGCAAGGUGAUUAAGGCAACUGUGACAGGCCUGGAGGGUCGUGCUACCACCACUGUUGCCAUCAAGAUGUGUAAGAGAUGUGAGUCCAGACAGCUGGAGGCCUUCAUAAUGGAGCUCAAGAUAAUGAUCCAUCUCGGCAAACACCUCAACAUAGUCAACCUGAUGGGAGCCAGCACAGUCCAAGGAGAACUCUGGAUUCUGGUUGAGUACUGUCGAUUUGGUGACCUCCUACACUUCAUGCAUCGUCAUCGCAAUAAAUUCAUAGAUCAGAUUGAUGGUACCACUGGCAAGAUUGACUUUAAGAGGACUGCCAAGGAGCCAUCCUCUCCUUUGCCGCAUUCCUUCCACACAAGUCACGUUCAAGCACCUGUUGACAUGGAAAGGCACGUGAUUUCCAGCUCUCCUCAGUUUGUGCUCUCUGCCCCUCCACCAGGCCACUGUGCUAAGUCUGUUCACCCUUCCACUGUGUCAUCUGACAACUCUUCAGCAGCAGAAAGCACCUCUCCCUGCCUGCCUGACAUUAACCAUGCACAAAACCCUCUGUACUGCAUGGGGGUAAGCACAUCAACUGCAGGCCCAGAGGAAGGAAUUGAAGGGCAUGAAGGCUUUCAUAGAUCUCUUACUUUACAAAGUAGAGACUCCAGACACCUGACUCCUGGCACUGACACUCUCCUGAACACCACCUCAGACAGCUCUCAGCUAUGGAGUCUGGGUACAAACACCACAAACCUCACACGACAAACCUCAUCCCCCUUGUCUCCUACAGACUCCUGUUUCAUGAGUGAAGCUCAUUCAGACUCCAAAGGGAAUGCCUUCACAUAUGGAGUUGGCAGUGUCCCUGGGUUCAAUGCUCCCUUCUCCACCCAUGAUCUCCUCUCCUGGGGAUGGCAGGUGGCCCAUGGCAUGGCUUACUUGUCCAAAAGGAAUAUCCUUCACGGUGACUUGGCGGCUCGGAACCUUCUCCUUGCUGACAAUAAUGUGGUGAAGAUCAGUGACUUUGGUUUGUCUCGGGACAUAUAUAAAGAUAACAUCUACAAGAAGAAAAAAGACGACCUCAUGCCCAUCAAGUGGAUGUCAGUCGAGGGUAUUCGUGACCGAAUCUUUUCUGAGCAGAGCGAUGUUUGGGCUUUUGGUAUUACCCUGUGGGAGAUAUUUUCCUUGGGGGGUGCACCGUACCCAAACAUUGACUGCAUCGACCUGCUGCGGCAUCUGGAGGAUGGACACAGGAUGGGCUGUCCCAAAUAUGCCAAUGAUGACAUCCACACAGUUAUGAUGGAGUGCUGGAGGACAGAACCAAUGGAGCGACCUCCCUUCAGCCAACUGGUGGACAUUCUGGGACUUAUGAUGCCAUCAAGCCUCAAAGAGGACUACUUGGUCAUGAAUGACGUCUACAUUCAAAUGAAUGAGGAGAGAUUCAAGAAUGAGCCGGACUACCUCACCAUGAUGGCCAAUCCAACCUUUGAGAAUCUGACCAAGGCAGAAGAGCUUGAUGACCCACCGCACAAAGAUGAUCAGGUAGGCCAAGCAUGAACUGCCGCGUCAGUU